GAGAGUGUGUUUAUGUCGUGUGUAUGUGUGUGGUUUGUGUGUGCAUGAGAGAUAGUGAGAGAGGAGAGAGAGCGAAAGCUCGGUGACACCGACACACAACAUGCAGCUGGAGCCGGGCGGUGGAGCUUCGUCCGAGUGCUUUUAACUCGCUAGAGGCGGAAAGGGAGGUGAGAAAUGCGGGCGCCGUGUGUAAAGGAUCCCCGCUGCUGUGUUUGUCUUCACUGUCAACAACAGUCCUGCUGCAGCUCCGCUCACGGCUCCUGUCGGUUCAUUUAACGGCGCCGCACCGGGGAAAUCACUGGGACUAUGUGAGCAUCAUGCUCGCUGUGAGAUGCCUGCUGUUCGCUGCAGUGUGUGCACGGUGCGCCGUGACAGGUCUGAGGGAAUGGGCGAGUCUUGAGGAAAGGCUGCUGCCCGCAGAAGAGGUCGUUCAGCCCAAGCGGCUCCUGCAACAGAUCCACUCCCAGGAGGAGCUGCUCCACAGCCGCCUGGACACCCGGGUCAAAAACUACACAGCCGGGGCGCAGCCGGUCCAUCUGGCCCAGAGCAGCUUCCUGGUGGAGGCUUUCGGCACAUCUUUCAUCCUUGACCUGGAGCUCAACCACAAUCUCCUGUCUACAGACUAUGUGGAGCGUCACUAUGGCGAGGAUGGGAAGCCAUCACAGAGUAUGGGGGGAGAGCACUGCUACUACCACGGGCGAGUGCGGGGGCUGCCCGGCUCCUGGGCUGCUCUGUCCACCUGCCACGGCCUGCGGGGGAUGUUCUCUGAUGGGAACUUCUCAUACGGGAUUGAACCUGUUGGCAGCGGAGAGGAGCAUAAUGACCACAUCGUGUACCGUAUGCCGGACAUUAACCUCUUCCCACCUCCCUGUCCAGGAUGCUCCAUGAACAGCUCAGAGCCUGAGGGGCGGCCAGACGGCCUCAGUGAAGGAGACAGAGAGCUGACGGAUGGAGACGGCUGGUCUGAAGAAGAGAAGCCUGUCCUCACAGCGGGACUAAAACGCUCAAAAAGACAAGUGCGGCGAGGCCAGCGCACCGUCCAGACCGAGACUAAGUACAUCGAGCUGAUGGUGGUUAAUGACCAUGAACUGUUUGUGCAGCUCCGUCGGUCGAGCACUCAGACGAAGAACUUUGCCAAAGCCGUGGUGAACAUGGCUGAUGCGAUCUACAAGGAGCAGCUCAACACUCGCAUCGUCCUGGUGGCCAUGGAAACCUGGUUGUCUGAAAACAGGGUCUCCGUGGGCGACGACGCUUUGCUCACCCUGCGCGACUUCAUGAAGUACAGGAAGGAGAGCAUCAAGGAACGCUGUGACACCGUUCACCUUUUCUCUGGGAGGACGUUCAUGAGCAGCCGCAGUGAGGCGGCCUACAUCGGGGGCAUCUGCUCGCUCACCAGGGGUGGAGGCAUCAAUGAGUUUGGCAGUGUGGGCCCCAUGGCCAUCACGUUGUGUCAGAGUCUUGGCCAGAACAUCGGCAUGCUGAGGAACAAGGAGCGAACAGCUGCAGGAGACUGCAGGUGUCCAGAUCCAUGGCUGGGCUGCAUCAUGGAGGAUACAGGCUACUACCUGCCGAGGAAGUUCUCUCGCUGCAGUAUAGACGAGUACCUGCGCUUCCUCCAGCAGGGAGGAGGCAGCUGCCUCUUCAACAAGCCCAACAAGCUAUUAGACCCACCAGAGUGUGGCAAUGGAUAUGUAGAGCCGGGAGAGGAAUGUGACUGUGGAUCACUAGUGGACUGUGCUCGGAGUGGAGCCAACUGUUGUAAGAAGUGUACGCUUACCCACAAUGCCAUGUGCAGCAACGGGCUCUGCUGCAGGGACUGCAAGUACGAGCUGAGAGGCGUGACGUGCCGUGAUACUGUCAACGACUGUGACAUUUCCGAGACCUGUACAGGCGACUCCAGCCAGUGUCCUCAUAAUGUCCACAAACUGGAUGGCUACAUGUGUGAUGCUGGCCAGGGUCGUUGUUAUGGAGGUCGCUGUAAGACCAGAGAUGGCCAGUGCAGGACUCUGUGGGGCUACAACUCCGCUGACAGGUUCUGCUAUGAGAAGCUGAACUCUGAAGGCACAGAGAAAGGAAACUGUGGCCCAGACUCCAGUGGUCAGGGAUGGGUGCAGUGCAACAAGCAAGACGUUCUCUGUGGUUUGCUGCUGUGCACCAAUCUGACAGCUAAGCCGAGGUUUGGCGAGAUGCAGGGGAAGCUCACCAGUCUGACCAUCCACCAUCAGAACAGAUACCUGGACUGCAGAGGAGGCCAUGCAGUGUUGGAUGACGGUUUGGACCUGGGCUACGUGGAGGACGGGACGCCAUGUGGGCCAAACAUGAUGUGUUUGGAGCGCCGCUGCCUCCCUGUCACCACCUUCAACCUCAGCACCUGCCCGGGCUCCUCGUCCUCGCGUAUCUGCUCCCACCACGGGACGUGCAGUAAUGAGGUGAAGUGUAUCUGUGAUCCAGACUACACUGGGAAGGACUGUAGCGUGUUUGACCCGAUCCCCAUCCCCACCCCGCCUGAGGGCCCAGAAAAAUACAGAGGUCCCAGUGGUACCAAUAUCAUAAUAGGUUCGGUUGCUGGUGCAAUUCUGCUGGCAGCGAUAGUCCUGGGGGGAACUGGCUGGGGAUUUAAAAACAUCCGAAGAGGAAGAUCUGCAGGAGUUUGAAUCAUAUGCCCUGUCCAGUCUGCUCUGAGGAGACAAAACAAAGAUGUCUUCCGCUUACGAGCCAUCAGACCUUUUGUUUUUCCCCUUUUUCUGACUUUACUGAAGCUGUGUCUGCCUGUAUUUUCUCCCUCUGGAAAGUCUAAUUAUUUUUUGACUGUGGUACAGAAACCCUGAGGGCACAUUCCCACAGAUUAGAACGGCUCUCAGGGACUGUCUGGUUACAAAUGUCCAAGUUGCCGUUGUCAGUAUCGCCUCCUGUUUUGUGCUCGUUCCAGUUUUUAUUUGCAAUGUUUUCGUGUUGCUUGAACUGAUUUGAAAUAUUUUUGUCCUGGACACGCGCACACGCGCAAAGCCCUUACCUGAAGUGUGUUUACUCAGCUAUUUGGUUCUCUUUUCCUUUCCUGUGGUUACAGCUGGUCCUCUGCCAUUUCGACUGUUAUUAUGCUUUACCCUUAUAAGUGAUAUCAUGGAAGUAGGAUAUUUACUUCUCCUGGUUUGAACUUUUUAAGGAAGCCUUCUGUUAAUAUAGUUAACAUAUUUAACCUCAUAGAGAACACAACCACCUCCUCUCAGUAGUGUGACUAGAAAUAUAUGAAUAUCAUACAGAAUAGUGAUUGCUGACAUUUUAUCUGUGUAGAUGAGGGUUAUUUUUGUGUACUAGGACUUUACAUUCCACAGUUAUAGCCAUAAUUUCUCCUCUUAUACUGUCAGUCAAUAUCAAGCAGUAGUCCAUCCUAAGUCAAUGCUUCAACAUAAUAUGCAUUAAUGUAUGAAUGUAUAGUUCAAGCCCGCAAGCAAGCUUUUUGCAUCUCUGUGCUGACAUCUGAGUACUUUGUACUUUACUGCAGCCAAACUGGGUAGACAGCUGCACAUAUACACACCAAAUGUUUUAUCCCCGCUGUAAUCCAUAUACAACCAAUAUGCAUACAAGUAUGCUGAACAUGGGUGCUGAUGUACAUAGUGUAUAAUAAGGUUGACUCGUUUAGAAAAGCAGUGACACACUGCCGCUCUGAAUGGAAGCACAAGAAAACUCUUCCUGCCUCUCUCAGCUUAAAACUGCUCAUUUUGAAGAUUUUAAUUAGCACGAGGUGAUUCAGUUGGAGCUCCUCUGGAUUUUCAAAGUUGUUGUUGUUGUUGUUGGCUUCAUGCCUGAUUAUUUGGACUGCAAGGAAUAUGGUAUAUAUUUCAUAUAUGCCCAUGAAGGGGAUUUUCAAGUUUCAACAUGCAAACUUAUGAUGCAGACGCCUUAUUAAAUACAAGAGUUCCCUCAAUAAUGCAUAAAUUCUAUACAUAAAGUUUUACAAAUCAAAAUUUGGCUUCUACUGUAUGUAUGCACUUACAUGUAUAAAUAAACUGCAUAAAAUUAGAAUUUAAGGCUGUUUAAGCCAAAUAUGCUUUAUCUCUGAAUGGUACAAUUUGGAGGAUUUCAUCCUGACUGACCAGAUCCAUGUAAUAAGCAAUAAAUAUCUAAAAGAAAUAACAUUAUAAAGUUGAUUUCCAGAUUGUAUUUCAGUGUGAAACGACAAACAUCACAACAAGUACCGAAAAUGGUCUCCCUUUUUAAAAAUCCAAUUCUGCAGCUUUUAUGUGCAUCACUCUCUCCAUUUAGCCUCUCUGGACCUCAGAGGGUCUUAUAUCAGGACUUAUAUCAGGAUUAUACACCUCCUUUAUUUCACCAAUAACUAUAAAGAACUGCGUAAUAGCACAGGUGCCAGAGGAGAUGAUCCACAGUACACUGCCAGUCAACCUACAGUAGCAUUAAAGGAAUAUGUUGACAUUUUGAAUUGAAGUCUAUCACACAGACUUCUUUAGUGAAAGUCUCUGCCGCUGAAAUCAGGUUUAUUAAACCAAAAAUCUUAAUAUCAUUCCUCACUGAAGAAGAUAAGUGACAUAAAAGAAAUGCAAAUUAUACCAAAAUCAUAAUUUGACAACAUGAACUUGAUUUAAAUGUCAGUGUAUCCCUUUAGUCAUACUUGAACUACUCCUUAUUCCCGAAACACUGUACAACAAUCUUAAAAAAAAAAAAAAAA
Seriola dumerili (greater amberjack) is the source of this 4684-nucleotide messenger RNA. It is a transcript of the gene adam11, whose product is annotated as disintegrin and metalloproteinase domain-containing protein 11-like. The record is from RefSeq and is a predicted model, not a curated record. Gene Ontology annotation, biological process: proteolysis. Lineage: Eukaryota; Metazoa; Chordata; Actinopteri; Carangiformes; Carangidae. The coding region runs from base 318 to 2654 and encodes 778 amino acids. Gene Ontology annotation, molecular function: metalloendopeptidase activity. The transcript has 27 exons.